This is a messenger RNA of Chara braunii, 1300 nucleotides long. The record is from the annotation of a GenBank genome assembly. NCBI's taxonomy places the organism in Eukaryota, Viridiplantae, Streptophyta, Charophyceae, Charales, Characeae.
ACUCGCUCACGACCGCCCGACAAGGUCAUAACACGAAGACGUUUGACUCGCCGUUCAAGGUCGACCCGACAGUCAACGGCAAGCGGGACGACCCGGUGUGGCAUUUCGUGGCCAGAGGGCGUUAUUUGGAUGGGUCAACGGCGGCGGGCAGGAAGAGCGGUCGUCGAUGCCUGUGCAGGUUGUGCGGGCGUUCRAUUUGUGGGGGCGCUAAAGCCGCCAAGGAGCACUUCUCRAAGAGCGAGAAGUUCCGAUGUGAGGCAGCCACUCUUGCUGUGUGGAAUGCGAUCUGGUCGAAGGACACGACAAAAUGUCCAAAGGAGUUCGCGUCGGCCAUAGAAACGUUGCAGAGCCACUUGCUAGGUCAUCCGAGCUUGCAGUGGCCACCUCUUCAAUUCCUCAAGGACGCAGUGUCGCUGCUGGUUCCUCCCACUGCCCCUUCUGGAGCCGUCGCAUCGCCCAAUUCUGGGGCUCCGGCCAUUCGAGUCACGCUACUGCGUCCUGCAACAACAGUUGCAACACGACCGGCAGCCCCACCGUCUGCGCUGCUGGCUGGGACACGAGGUGCUCGCGAUGUGGGAGUUGGUCGUUCCACACCAGCCAACGAGCACCCGCCUCUCAGGGAUGGUGUGGGCUCUGCGGCAUUUGACGAGGAGAGCACACGUGCAUUUAUUGAGAGUCGCAGGUGGAAGGGGAGUGCCGGCAGUUCAGCGCCCUCGCUCGCCCCUGUUUUCAGGAGUGCUAGGCAGUCAGAUGCCGCACGGAGUGGUACUGCGGUGGCACCUGGCGCACCACCCCGCAGUUCGUCGGAGCACCCAUGGCUGCCACCGCCACCGUCGAGAGUGGCGCAGCGUCCAAUGGUCCACCACGCUCACGAAACUGCCCACCCGGAUCCGUCACACGCACCUGCAAAUGCUCGACAUUCUGCUUCUGUGCCUCGUUUCGGGGAACGGGUGGAUCAUGGGGUGCCUGCCGAGGAGGUCCCCGCUCCGGUGUCCGAUUCAUCGCCGACCCCUGUUCCGACAACCACGGGCGGUGGUCGGUCUGCCCCACAGCCUCCACCCGUGUUGACUGGAACGUUAGACCGUUUGCAGCGCAUUCGUGACCUUGCAGUCGCCCAGAGCGCGACACCUGUGAGCCCUGGCGGGCUGUUGGAUGCUGGGGUCCUCGGCGGGAGAGCUACGACGGGACGAUGUCGGGGCACUUACAGGCAGCAAGCCGUCACGUUGUCAGGCGGCCACAGGCAGUGCGCCGCCUGAGAUCCGCAGUUUUGCGACUUAGGCUCAGGGGCAAAUCCGUGUUU